This is a messenger RNA of Hirsutella rhossiliensis, 1308 nucleotides long. RefSeq lists its product as uncharacterized. Bases 1 to 1308 code for a protein of 435 amino acids. The transcript is spliced from 4 exons. Gene Ontology annotation, molecular function: S-adenosylmethionine-dependent methyltransferase activity. Lineage: Eukaryota; Fungi; Ascomycota; Sordariomycetes; Hypocreales; Ophiocordycipitaceae. The record is from RefSeq and is a predicted model, not a curated record.
AUGCGUGUUGCUGCUUGCGUCUGGUGGCUCGUCUCUGGCUCUUUGCCUGCGCUCUGUCUGCCCGACGACUUGUUGACGGCGGAUGCUGCACAGGUCGGGCCUGUGACCGAGGUGCAUGAGAUUACCCUGACUCUUCAGCAAUACAACCAAUCCACAAUUCAGAGACACGGUGAAGAAAGAUCACGCCUCCUCGGCACCUUGGACAAGCGCAACGGGAAAUGGACGGCAAAUCACGCUCGGCAUCGCCUCCUGGAUGCCCUCCACGGCUUCACAAGAUACCGCGAGAGACAGGCGGCGGAACUGAAGCGGCUCCGCGGCCUGUAUAAGAACGUAUCCAAAGCCCAGAAAGCAUUCCUCGAGCAUCAUCUGUCCUACUCGUCAAAGUUCACUCACGUCGAGCAGAAGCUUCUUCACAACCAAGCCCUGUGCGACAGAGUUGUUAGACACGCACUCGAGUUCUAUGGCAUCGAAAACGAGGAGCUCCACAAGCACAUUGCCGACACCGAGGCAACGGGCCAACAAGCCGACAAGAUUUCUGUGUCCCAGGCGCUCAAGCACAUUGUGCGAGACUGGACAGACGAGGGGGACCACGAGAGGAGCGCACCGUUUGCCUGCAUGCUGCCGACGCUUGAUGGGCUCUUCCCUGCGAGGCAUGCGGCCGCCGAGAAAGUCAAGAUCCUGGUGCCGGGGGCCGGUCUCGGUAGGCUGGGACAUGACAUCCACCGCUUACGAGGUUUCCAAGUCACCAUCAACGAGUGGUCCAUGUUCAUGAACGUAGUAUACCGAUUCAUCGAACGCUACGGGCUGAGAGACGGACAGACAUUUCACCCUUUCGUCGACGGCUGGUCCCACCACACAUCAGACUCCAAAAUGCAGCGGCAGCUGCAAUUCCCAGACGUCGAUGUCAACCCUCACUCGGUCCUGAUGAUGGAGGGCGACUUUACAACGGCGUUCCGCCACCAGGAAGGCUUCUACGACGUCGUCGUCACCUACUUCUUCAUCGAUACCGCGCGGAAUCUCAUCAUGUACUUCGACACCAUCAAGAAGAUCCUCAAGCCCGGCGGCUACUGGAUCAACCUCGGGCCCCUCCUCUACGGGACGGCGCCCUUUGUGCAGCUGUCUCUGCAAGACAUUGUCAAGGUCGCAGAGGCCAUGAAGUUUGAGUUUUUGGAAACGAGCGAUGAAUGCGGGAUUUUGACGUUUGCAAACUCGACCGUCAGGAGUAUCGAGGCCAUCUACGGCUUUGACAAGGAGGCUCUGACCAAGAACUCGUACAACGCUCAAUUUUGGGUAGCCAAACGGCUAUAG